This is a messenger RNA of Schistosoma bovis, 1981 nucleotides long. The record is from the annotation of a GenBank genome assembly. NCBI's taxonomy places the organism in Eukaryota, Metazoa, Platyhelminthes, Trematoda, Strigeidida, Schistosomatidae.
CCUCACCGUUAUUUGAGCUAUUUAAGAUCUUGUACUGUUCAUUUGUUAUGUUGGAUCAUGUUAUUUAGUCCGUUCAUUGAACCAGAAUCAGCUGAUUGAGCGCGCUUUACGUGUGUUUCUAUUCAAUGAUGGGGAGUUCUUUUAGACCAGUGGACUAUUUGUCGCAUAAUAUUCACCAUGUUUCUUCUCAACACGAUAAUAUGCAGAACACGUUUGGUAAACAUAGACGGAUGCGUUCAGAGGGGUCUGCCUGUAUCACCUCAUCUUUCUGUGAUCCUCUGAUCUCAAAUCAAACAGAUGCAGAUUGGAUGCCACAGUCUGCUGUCAGGAGGCGAAAGUUGCCGAAGUUUUGCCUGCCCAGCGAUUCUUCAAACCAUGUGGCCACCAACGCAUAUACAGCACAACCGUCUUGGGAUCUAAAUUCGUCUGUUACAGACUUGCAGUCACUAACUGUUCCCAAAACAAAUCACUCUCCCUUGUGCGCACAUCGUCGAUCUGCUAGUUAUGGUGGAGAUUACUUUACGUUCGCAGCUCAUGAGAUUGGAGAGGCUGCUAGUAGGGCUGUAGAACAAGCAGAAGAGUUGGUUAUUCACCUUUGGAAAAAAGGGUGGAGAGUAGUUCAUCACCAUAGCUUACCACACUGGUUAAAAGACAACGAUUUUAUCCUCCGGGGUCACCGUCCGCAACUCCCAUCAUUUCGUGAAUGCUUCCGUUCUAUCUUCCGACUUCAUACGGAAACAGGAAAUAUUUGGACACAUCUCAUUGGUUUCGUUUGUUUUCUGAUCUUGAGUAUCUCAUUUCUAGUUCAUCCGGGUUUAAAUAUACAUUGGCAAGAGAAAAUGGUUGUUCAGGUAUUUUUUACAAGCGCCAUCCUUGCACUUGGUUUUUCAUGGUUGUUUCACACAGUUUAUUGCCAUUCAGAACGUGUUGGUAAAUUAUUCAACAAAUUGGACUAUGUUGGAAUAUCAUUACUUGUUAUCGGGUCAUUUAUCCCAUGGAUCCAUUAUUCUUUCUAUUGUUAUAAUUCAUUCAAACUUGUUUAUAUUUUGGCUGUGCUGAUACUUGGUGGAUUUUGCGCUUUUGUAUGCACGCAAGAUUAUUUUCUUAGCCCAACGUAUCGUGCAGCUAGAGCACUUUUGUUUAUUGCUCUUGGUCUGUCGGGAGUGGUUCCUUGUGUACAUUAUAUUCUAAUUGAAGAUCUUCAGGAGGGUGUUCAUUAUUCUGCACUUGGAUGGCUUAUUCUAAUGGCUGUACUAUAUAUAUCGGGAGCUACCAUUUAUGCACUACGUAUACCUGAGCGUCUUUAUCCUGGUAAAUUUGAUAUUUGGUUCCAAAGUCAUCAAAUAUUUCAUGUAUUUGUUGUAUUGGCUGCCUUAGUACAUUUGAAUGGUAUUAUGGAAAUUGCUCAGCAUCGAUUAAGCAAAGGCGGUUGCGAUAAUCAACUGUAAAUGUGCUAAAAUAUCCUCUCUCUUUAUCCAUUUCAUUUUUAUGAAUAUUCUUACUUUUCCAGGACAUUAUCUACCAUAUUACUACUGUGUUUGUUCAUGUAGGAUAUAAUAUAAUCAGGACUGUGUACAGAAAUGUAGAUUUGUAAUUGUUUUUGUCUCGAAUAUACUAAUCAAAUAUUCAAUGGUUUCUUUAGACUUUCUUUUAUUUUAUCGUGAAUUAUUUCAUUCCAAUGGCAUUUUCAGAAUAUAUCAAAUAAUUUAUUUCUUAUCUCUUUCCAUUUUUGACACACACACAUACAAUACCUAUGCCUAUUUAUUCUAACGUAACCAAUAAGUAUGUUUUGUUACUUAUUUAUGCAUAUGACUACGUGUUUGUAUACAGUUGUGCACGUAUGUAAAAAGCGUUGUUUUCUGUGUUAUUGUUUGCGGUUGUUUCUCGUUUCAGCAAGGAACAGGUCAUUGUUAUUAUUAUUAUUUUAGAAGGUAUUAGUUUAGUAUUUUGCCUUUUAUUUUCAAUAAAGAAUAAACUGUUU